AUGAAGGUGGAUCCACAGGGAAUACACUACCUUGGUAGAGAUGGUGUGUUGCGAUCAUUCACGGCAGAUCGCGAGGUCAUCGAUGCAGUCGGCCUUGCCCCGAAGCAUAUCAAAGCCCUGCUCGACAGAACGCCGUAUAUGCAGGAGGCCGAAGAUAUCUUCCGAUGCGUGGAUGGCACCAAAGUGCCCCGGGAGAAGUGGUUCAACCCUGACAAGAGCGACAUACCGCGGACAGCAACUGAAGAGGAGAAGGAAAGGGAAAGGAUAAUGGUCGAAGAGUUCAAGAAGGAGGGGAUUCUGCCGGGCUCGAGGUGCUGCGGACCAGCCACGAUGUCGGAUUACAGGAUUCUUUAG
Molecule: messenger RNA, 354 nt
Organism: Exophiala spinifera
Lineage: Eukaryota; Fungi; Ascomycota; Eurotiomycetes; Chaetothyriales; Herpotrichiellaceae
Exons: 1
Coding region: 1-354 (117 amino acids)
Source: RefSeq, a predicted model, not a curated record